This is a messenger RNA of Fonticula alba, 735 nucleotides long. RefSeq lists its product as hypothetical. The coding region runs from base 136 to 573 and encodes 145 amino acids. NCBI's taxonomy places the organism in Eukaryota, Rotosphaerida, Fonticulaceae. The transcript has 3 exons. The record is from RefSeq and is a predicted model, not a curated record.
GGGAAAACAUACAAACAGGCUCAUCCUCGUCCCCGAAGCCGGGGCGCUCGCGGGCAGACCCGAACCGACCCUGUCCACCCACGUCCCACCCACGCCCACUCCCCAUUGUGCACCCGGCUGCCCCCCCGAGCAAGCAUGUCCUCUCCCAUCAGCCCCCUUAUCAUCGCUGGAAUCUCUCUCGCCGCUGCUGGGAUUGCUUACGCUACCCACCGCAACUCCGCCUCCAUCAUCAUGAGCAACAACGUCCGCACCCUCUCCGUCGCCGAGUGCAAGAAGAUCCUCGACGCCCCCGGCCGUGCCACCAAGCUGGUUGACGUGCGCGCCCAGCACGAGUGGGCCGCCGGCCACCUGCCCUACCCUGACAAUGUCAACAUCCCCCACACCCAGGUGGGCCAGCGUUUCCCCGGUGAGGUGACCAACAACCGGUCGGCCGAGGUGAUCCUCUACUGCGCCGCCGGUGGCCGUUCCGGCAUGGCCGCCAACACCCUGGCCGACAUGGGCUACACCAAUGUCAUCAACAUGCAGGGCGGCAUCACUGCCUGGAACAACGCCGGCUUCCCGACCGAGAAGUGAGCAGAGCACCCGCGGGUGCACAUGCUCCGGCAUUGGGGGCGGGGGAGAAAUCCCUUUCAGUCUACUCUACCCCCCCCCCCCCACCCCCCCGCCCAACAUGUGCCUGUGCAUGCGUGUGCCAGCUCCCGCACACGUCAGUAAAUACACCUCGUAUCCCCUGGU